AUGCCCUAUUUCAGCCGGGCGGGAUAUGAUUGCUUUGCCAUCUCGCAGCGCUGCCAGGGCGGCAGCGACCGGCCCGCAGGUGUCAAGGUAGCCGGCACAUUAGACUCCCUGACAUCAGACCUGGAAAGCUUCGUGGGAUCCCUGCCUGCGCCGCCCAUCGUCAUCGCUCACAGCUUUGCCGGCCUCAUCCUGCAAAAGUAUCUGCUGACGUCAGCGCUGCCGCCGCUGGCGGGCGCCGCCUUCCUGUGCAGCGUGCCGCCCUCUGGCAACAAGGAGCUCGUGGGGCGCUUCAUGAAGCGCGACCUGAUGCUGUCCAUGCGCAUCACGUGGGCGUUUGUGGCAAAGUCUUUUGCGACGAGCCUGGACGCCUGCCGGGAGGCCUUCUUCUCGCCCGAGCUGCCAGAGGCCGACCUCAAGAGGUACCAGGCCCAGCUGGCGGCAGGCAGCCCUGUGCGCCUCCUCGACCUGCAAGACAUGAACAAGCAGGUACCGCUCCCCCGGCCGCCGCCGCCGGCGAACGGCGCCGCGCCAUUGCCAAGAUUUGUUCUGGGCGGGGAGGGCGACAACGUGGUGGACAUCGAGGCUGUCCAGGAGCUUGCGCAGUACUGCGGGGUGCAGCCGGUGGUGGUCUCGGGCCUGGCGCAUGACUGCAUGCUCGACGUCAGAUGGGAGGAAGCUGCGCGGCAGCUGCGCGCCUGGGCAGACGCCGCCGCCGCGUGA
Molecule: messenger RNA, 720 nt
Organism: Monoraphidium neglectum
Lineage: Eukaryota; Viridiplantae; Chlorophyta; Chlorophyceae; Sphaeropleales; Selenastraceae
Exons: 7
Coding region: 1-720 (239 amino acids)
Source: RefSeq, a predicted model, not a curated record